GGUUUGGCGGCUAGGCUUGGUAAAUCACGUACUGGUAGUCAUCGAAGCUAGCCAAGUAUUUUUGGUUGAAGGUCAUCCCGUGAGCAGACAGAUACGAUCUCGGAUAAGCACAACUCCUGACCUUGUUGCGUCUGACCUCCUCCUGCAUGUCGGAACAUAGGUGCGUGCUGCGUCCAAGCGCUCGCGGAGUGACGAGAACAAGGACAUCGCUCGCUCCAGCCUGUCCAGGUCAGAUUCCCGCAGCAGACGUGACCCGAUCGACCCCUUUCAUAGCUGGAGCGCCGGUGGAGUACGGAGCGGUGAACAGAAUGACUGGGUGAAGCCAUGGCUUCUCGCUCGUGAUCGCAAAACCCGGUAGAUCCGUGUUCAUUUCUCGCUAGUUGUAUUUGCUAUUCAGCGCAAGACCAUCGCAGCCACCUACUAGUAUUCCUCUGCAUGUCUACCGCCUCAAUGCGAAGGCAAUCUCGCCACGGUCACACAGGCCUUCACUCCCCAACACCGGCUCACAAUAUGGACAGCUCUUCUACGUUGGACGGCCAGUCGAUGGCGGGUUCUCCAAGCACACCGACGUCGUCGAUGCCUGUGCAUGGUGGCAGUCGAAGCAGCGACGCUCUGGAGGCUCUCUCCGUUGCCUUCUGGGGCAGCAAGCUUCGCAUGAGCGGCUACACAGACGGGGACCAGCUGGUCGAUUACGAUUCGCUUUGGCCCAGUGGCUGUGACCUGCGUAACGCUGUGGAGGAUUUCAGACAGUCCGAACUGGAAUACGCCGUGCUGGACUGUUGCCGUUUGACGGUGCUGUGCGGCCCAGUUCGUGUGCUGAAAGCGCUGCUCACCGCUAAGAUCGUCAGCGUGGAUCAGAUGUUCCAGCCACAUGGGGUGACGCUGAUGCACAUGGCGUGUGUUGCUCAGCUGCCUGACGUGGUCACCAUGCUCAAGGAGUUCAAGCCCGCAAACAAGCCAGAUUUGCUCAAUCGCACUGCGCAGGAGCUGUGUCUGGACAGAGCCACGCGAGAGCGCCUGUCUGCAGUACGGCGUGUGGGAGGAGCGCUACGCAGAGCUGGAUCCCGCGCCAGCAGUGCUGUGGCCAAGAACCUGGCCAAGGGGGAAAUCUUUCAAAUGGCAGCAGAGCCCAUGAAGUGUGUGGAGUUGCUUAUUCAGAUGCAGAGACUUGACUUUGAGGUGGAUGCAGAGAAGGACGACGAUGGCAACUGUGUGGUGCACCUUGUCACGUCCUGUGGGAUAUCGCAGGUGGGGACACUGCUGUGCCUGCAGCGCUUGUUCAAGGCUGACUUUGAUCUAUACAACGAGGAUGGAAUGACACCACUGUGCAUCGCGGCACAUGAUGGAUGUCUACCGCUGUGUGAGCUUCUGAUGUGUGUACUGGGUGCAUCGCCUAACAAGCCUAACAACUUGACAGGCUGGACUCCGCUGCACUUUGCCGCCUCGCAGUGUCACAUAGACGUCGUUCUGUCUUUCAUCCGCCGUGGUGCCUUAGUCAACCUUGAGUGCAAGAUGGGCAGUCUACCUGAUGACGUCAUACCCAGGGGAAACCCCACAUUUCAGGAAGCUCAGCAGCUGUUGGUCAAUGAGCGCAUGGAUCGAAUGAACAGGCUGACAUCGAAGGCCAAAAGUGGCUCACUGCAUUGGAAUGACGUUCACCCGUCAGAUCAGUUUGUUAUCAACUCCUCCGGCAACACUCUGCUCAUGGAGGCAGCGGAGAACAAUCGCAGUGGUGUCGUCAACGAGCUAUGCAACUUGGAGAACGCACCCAUCAAUGCACAGCACUUCAAGACUGGCUUGACUGCAGUAGCAAUGUGUGCCACCGGAGGCUGUGUUGGAAGUCUGCAGCAACUUCUCAAGCAUGGUGCAGACCCGCGCAUUGUGGACAUGGAUGGGAUGUUGGCACUGCAUCAUGCGUGUCGCUGGAGAAACAUCGACUGUGUCGUGGAACUGGUCAAGCCUGCAAAGGGCCUACACGGCCUGGCAGCAGCCAGAAAGUACACGAAUGACAGUCAAAUACUGGCCAUCCUCGACGACGCACGCAAGCGACGCCAAGAAGAAGUGAUCAAGCCAUUGUUGUUCGACUCUGUGGCAAAGGGAGACCUGGAGGCCAUCGGUGCUUUCCCCUGGGAAGAAGGAGAGGAUGACGUGAAUGUCCGGAACAGCUACAAUGAAUGGCCAUUGCUACUGGCCGCGCAGAACGGUCAUGCGGACAUUGUCAGAAUGCUGCACAAGCUGGGAGGACGGGUAAACCAGUAUCAAGAGGAUUCCGGCAACACACCCCUGCAUGCCGCGUGUCGCGGUGGACACUUUGCCGUCGUCGAAUUCCUGCUUAACUUCACGGCCAGCCGAUCGCAGCUGUCACCGACCUCGUCCACGGGCUCAGUGCCAGUAUCGCCGCUAGCGCUGACCAAGCCUGAACCACUGCUGGACAUUAACCAGCGUAACACGUCGGGUCACACGUCACUGGAACUAGCCGUCUCGCAAGGUCAUGCUAGAAUCAUCGAGAGCCUGUGUGAGAGAGGUGCCAGCUGUACUUUACCAGACAGCAGUGGUCACCUGCUGGAGAGUCGGCAGUUUAUGGGCGUACAGGUCAUGCUCAAGAAGUUUCGCCAGCAACACAUGGACCAGAUUGUGGCUACGUUCAUGAGGAAGAAAGACCUGGCUGUUCUAAAGGGCCUGUGGGUGAGCCCACACGACCAUUCACUACGCAACGAGAUUGAAGAAUCCCCUCUGAUGGUUGCCUGUAGCAAUAUGGCGCGCAUGGAGAUUCUCCACUUCCUUCUCAGCGACAUUCGGCCAGCGACAACACCAGAGACGCAGGAAGCCGAACGCCCAUUCUCACCCCAGCGUCGCCCGGCAUCAACAACAUCGGGUAUGGAAACGCCAGAUCAGGGUAACGGCCGAGGGCGAAAGAUGUCCACGCCGAUUCCCCGCUCCUUCGCCAUCGGCGACACUGCGGACAUGAGUGCAACGCCGAAUAGCAAGCAUUACAGACGGGGAACCACCUCGGCAGAUUCGGUCUUCAUGUUGCCACGGCAAAGCCAUAGCAUGGCUACCAUUCCAGACACCAAUGACGACGAGGUCGACGGACCAAACGUUCGCAAGCAGCUGGCCUUCCACAGCUCAAGUAAUUCCCAAGACUCCAGUACCGGAUCGCGCAGGGACUUGUCCGGAUUUGGUCGAGAUGACAUGCUGAACGGGGGAUUUGACCCAUUUGCGGCGGAACGGCCUCCGUCGCCGAUGGACUCCAGCCUGCCAGGACUGGAUGAGACACACCAGCUGGUGGCGCAGAUGUCGCUGAGCGAGUCCGACAUCUCGCUGAGCGGCGGCAGCAUGCACACGUUGCCGUGGAGAGAGCCGCAGAACGACAUGCUGCUGGCGCAGGCACGCGACGGCGGCACGGCGCUGCACCGGGCCGUCAAGGCGGCGUUUGUCAAGGCCGUUCCGGCACUCAUCGCUGCCGACGCGCGUAUCGUCAACGUCGCCGAUCACAACGGCAACACACCGUUGCACUUAGCGUGUCUCUUGAAGCAGAACAAGAUUGUCAAGAUUCUCCUGAAAUGUCCUGAGAGCAAACUGAACAUGCAAAACUGUGACCUGCAGUUACCGGAAGACAUUGCACCGCGUAGUAUGUCCAAGGAGAUGGCAAACCGGCGCCUGAAGAUGGCUGAUGGUGCAACUAAAGUUCCACCGCCUCGCCGUCGACCUCCCUCAGCACUGGACCUGCCCGCUCCACCAGAGCAUCAGCCAAUCAUCCGUCACAACGAGUUGUCGCCGAUACUGGAUGGCACCGGCGGAGCGUCACUGGACUUUGAUGAAGUAGAGGAACAGUUGCUGAGGCUCAAGGCUGGCAGAACGUGAGCACCGCCGACACACCACACACACACAGCAUCACAACUCCCGAAUACGGCGCCAAGAAAGCUCAUCCUGGACUCGGUAGAGGACAGUUUCACCUAUGGUACGGUCCGAAAUCCUCCACGGAACAGCCGCGUUGCGCAAUGAAUGCAAAUAACUGUCCUGAUGCAUUGCAUAUGUCCGAUACCAACUGUGGAUCUUCUCAGAGAAUGAAAAGGUCAGUGCUUUACCAGGUCAGUUAUACUAGCCUAACUCUUUUAGUGUUAUUUUCCUACCCACCGUACUGGACUAUUACCACCAAAUGCAUACACUGGAAACAGUCACUUGUACCAGUGACUCUUUCACUGGGAUUGUUCUCCCGUCCACGACGGGACUUUCCCCACCAAACACGCACAUCACCGUAGUAUACUGCACAGUAGAGCUAAGUGCAUUUCAAAACUUAGUUUUUUUGUCUCUGUCUAUUUGCACCGACUUGCAUGCUAUCCAUGACCCCUUGUCUUGAGCCACCGUGAGAGCGUAAAGAGAAAUGGCACAUGUUUUAACUGCCAGUACUUGAAGUCGUGUUAUUUUUGAAGUAGUAUUUUGUUUUAUUCAUAAUAUGGUGCUAAAUACACCUGGCAAUAUGGCGGUGACUACACGCCUGCCCACACACGCUCUAUUUUUUAAACUAAUAUUGUUACGGCUAGCCUUUAGUCAGCUAGAAACUUUUCCUGUGUGAAAAUUGCAGCUUACAGCGGGCUUCACUAUCUGCCACCUUAUUAUUAUAAUCAUAAUAAAUUUAUUUUUAACGUAUAAUAUUUUUAACCGUCUCAAACAUUCUGAUGAAAUAUUAUGCUAGGACACUGUUGCAUCCCCUUGAUGUUUUUCUCAUAAAGCGGAGAAUUUCGUUUCUCUAUUUUUUUUGGAGAGCCCUGCCGAACUAACUUUAAUAGGCUGUGUUAUUUUUUAUAUACAUCUACUAGUAGUAGACAGCCCCCCCCCCCCCCCCCCCCCCCGCUAGGACCCGCACAUGCACUUGCAUUGCUGGGUCCCUCACAUGCACUUGUAUCUUAGGCAUUCUGCUGUGGCUGGCCCUUUUGCAGUUGCUGCUGAUGUUGUCUACAGUAUAGAUAAUAAUCAUAGUGUACUGGA
Molecule: messenger RNA, 4989 nt
Organism: Sycon ciliatum
Lineage: Eukaryota; Metazoa; Porifera; Calcarea; Leucosolenida; Sycettidae
Exons: 21
Coding region: 436-3864 (1142 amino acids)
Molecular function (GO): protein binding
Source: RefSeq, a predicted model, not a curated record